Messenger RNA from Ochotona princeps (American pika), 1839 nucleotides. It is a transcript of the gene SMS, whose product is annotated as spermine synthase. The record is from RefSeq and is a predicted model, not a curated record. Gene Ontology annotation, molecular function: spermine synthase activity. Gene Ontology annotation, biological process: spermine biosynthetic process. The coding region runs from base 237 to 1337 and encodes 366 amino acids. The transcript is spliced from 11 exons. NCBI's taxonomy places the organism in Eukaryota, Metazoa, Chordata, Mammalia, Lagomorpha, Ochotonidae.
CUUCAAGUUCGGGGGCUGGAGGCGCCGGCGCCGCUCCCUGGCCCUGGCCGGCGGCCCCGCCCCGCGCCCCGGGUCGCUGCCGGCGGCCCCUCCCACCUCCCGCGCCUGGCCUCCCCCGGGCGGCGCCGGGCACUCCCCGCCGACCGCAGCCUGACACGCCGCCGUCGCCGCCGCCGCGCGGCCCCCCGUCUCCCGCAGCCGCCUGCCCCAGGCAUGGCACAGGGCCUCGCCUCACUAUGGCAGCAGCACGGCACAGCACGCUCGACUUCAAGUUCAGCGCCGAAGCUGAUUGCAAGACCAUUCUGAAAGGUCUCCAGUCCAUUUUCCAGGAGCAGGGGAUGGCAGGAUCGGUGCAUACCUGGAAGGACCACGGCUGCUUGGCAACCUACACCGACAAAAAUGGCAGCUUUGCCAAUUUGCGAAUUUAUCCCCAUGGAUUGGUGUUGCUGGACCUCCAGGGCUACGACGGUGAUGCACAGGGCAAAGAAGAGAUUGACAGUCUUUUGAACAAAGUAGAAGAAAGAUUGAAAGAAUUGAGCCAGGACAGUACUGGGCGGGUGAAGCGGUUGCCUCCCAUAGUUCGAGGCGGGGCCAUCGACAGAUACUGGCCCACUGCCGAUGGGCGCCUGGUUGAGUACGACAUAGAUGAAGUGGUCUAUGAUGAAGACUCGCCUUAUCAGAACAUUAAAAUUCUACACUCGAAACAAUUUGGCAACAUUCUCAUCCUCAGCGGGGAUGUUAAUUUGGCGGAGAGUGACUUGGCAUAUACCCGAGCCAUCAUGGGCAGUGGGAAGGAAGACUACACUGACAAGGAUGUGCUGAUCCUGGGCGGUGGCGAUGGAGGCAUAUUAUGUGAAAUUGUCAAACUGAAACCAAAGAUGGUCACUAUGGUGGAGAUUGACCAAAUGGUGAUUGAUGGGUGUAAGAAGUACAUGCGCAAGACCUGCGGUGACGUCUUGGACAAUCUCAGCGGAGACUGCUACCAGGUUCUAAUAGAAGACUGUAUUCCAGUGCUGAAGAGGUACGCCAAGGAAGGGAGAGAGUUUGAUUAUGUGAUUAACGAUUUGACAGCCGUUCCCAUCUCCACGUCUCCAGAAGAGGAUUCCACAUGGGAGUUUCUCAGGCUGAUUCUUGACCUGUCGAUGAAGGUGCUGAAGCAGGAUGGGAAGUACUUCACACAGGGGAACUGUGUGAAUUUGACGGAAGCCCUGUCGCUCUACGAAGAACAGCUCGGCCGCCUGUACUGUCCUGUGGAGUUCUCAAAGGAGAUCGUCUGUGUCCCUUCGUACUUGGAAUUGUGGGUGUUUUACACUGUGUGGAAGAAAGCGAAGCCUUGAAGAGUGAUCCAUAGCCCCCCCCCCCAGUGUGUCUGUUGCAGCUAGCCUUCCUGACCGCCGCGUGCUGUACAUGCCAUCCAAAUGAGUCAGGCAGUGAAUUGUGAAUUUCUUCAACUUUGCUGUUUUUUCGUUGUUUUUAAUUUAAAAAGAAAACCAAACAAUGGAAAGUGUAUAUUUUGAUGACCUAGGGUGUUAUUUUUCUUGGAAAGUCAGCGAAGGAUGAUUAGACAGCACAGUGGAGACUGCGAAAUGCACUGACCCCUAGAAUGUGAUUUUUGUUAUUUUAUUUCUGUGUGGGCUUUUUUUUUUUUUUUUUAAAUUUUGACUUUGGUAGACUUUACAUUUUCGGUAUUAGAGGAAUGAGCAUCGUUUCAUUUCAGAGGGAAGGUCUUGAUUGUGUUUCUCCCCCCCCCCCCAGUUGAUUUAGAUGUUAAAAUUUGGUGCUUAUAAGAGAGAAUUAAAAAUGAAUAGUAAUGCUUCAAUUAAAAUUACAUAAGAGACA